Molecule: messenger RNA, 1212 nt
Organism: Pseudozyma hubeiensis SY62
Lineage: Eukaryota; Fungi; Basidiomycota; Ustilaginomycetes; Ustilaginales; Ustilaginaceae
Exons: 1
Coding region: 1-1212 (403 amino acids)
Source: RefSeq, a predicted model, not a curated record
AUGCGGACGUUACCACCAUCACAGGAGCUUCCAGCAGGCCUUCGGCCCAAAGACCCGACCCGACGUCGCCAAGACAGUCGCCCCUUUCGUUGGUCUUUCUCAACCUUUACUCUCACGCUCUCUUGUGACCCCCCUUCCUCGAACCUCCAAAGACGACACGCGCGGGACGCAGCUUUCAAGAUGAUCACACGAUCCGUACAGUCGACUUUUGCCUUGCUUCUUGUCACUGUGACCCUCCUCCUCGCAUCCUCCCCACCCGUGGCAUCGUACCAUCUCUCACCCGACGACGGUCAAGCGGACAUCGGAGCGUACCACGUGCAACCCGGUCGAUGCGCCGACGUCGAACGACGACUCGGCAGACGCUACAGCUACUUUUGGCGCUCCUCGCCCUUCUUCACGACCUUUACACCCGAUCCCUCCUCCUCCCUAAUUCCCACCGCCGGCUCAGGAGUGGAGCAAAUGGAUGCUACCUCCCUCUGUACAUCCGAUCCUCUGAUCAACGAAGGCUACGGAGCCGGGUUCGACAAGAUGCGUCUAUACCUCGUCUACUCGCGCUGCCUGUUCGGCACUAACGAGAUGCGCGUUCUCUGCGGAACAAUCGAUGAUAAGGGCAAACCGAUGAAUUCCUACUUCAACCUGGUCCAAGCUGGUUGUCCGCAGGGAACCAGGUGUAAGAAUCUCUGUGCGACGAUGCGCGAUCCCAAGUUGACGAGCCCAUACGCUGCUAAGCAGGUCCAAUUGGCUCAGUGUAUGGACGAGAAACAGUGGCAAAAGUUGACCGAUAUGUACAGACCAAAACCUGCAACUUUGGCUGUGACAGUAGCACCUCCUCCUUCGCACCUGGAUCCUCAAGUCGUCGACAAGGUGCCCUCGAAGAACCCAACCCAAGAUCAAACAAAGCCGGAUCAGGACGGAACUAUCGCGGGACAGGUGCUUUCACCGACUGCUGCCGGACAGUCCGAACCAGGUCACACGACCGGCCAUCUACAGCUCGAUCCGAAACAACCUCCUGCGCCUCCUACACAGAAUGAUCAGCCAAAAGCGGACCAGGGGGCGGACAGUAGCAAAGACAUCAAGGACCCUCCACAAAAGGCGCCGACGGUGAUGGGCUUCCGCAGACGCAGUCUGGACUUCUCUGUGCCCUCUCGUCGCCACGAUCCGCAUGGGCAUCGAAGCAGCCGAGCCCCCGUGGAUGCGCGGGCAGAUUCGUGA